Molecule: messenger RNA, 12975 nt
Organism: Fulvia fulva
Lineage: Eukaryota; Fungi; Ascomycota; Dothideomycetes; Mycosphaerellales; Mycosphaerellaceae
Product: Dynein heavy chain, cytoplasmic
Exons: 1
Coding region: 1-12975 (4324 amino acids)
Biological process (GO): microtubule-based movement
Cellular component (GO): dynein complex
Molecular function (GO): ATP binding; dynein light intermediate chain binding; minus-end-directed microtubule motor activity
Source: RefSeq, a predicted model, not a curated record
AUGGAGGACCCCGUGGUCCAGGCCGUUAAUGGCGUGGCGAAUGGUGCGCCGGCCGCGCCAGCUCCUACAACAAUCAUCGAGCCUCAGGCCAUCACUACAUACCUCUCAAAAGUGUUGGAGAGCACAUUAGGAGCCACCGAUGAGGAGCUGAGGGCAGUGGGAAGUCUGCUGAACGAGGCGAAUCUCGACGACACGUUCGCACGAUGUAUGCGAUUCGCCCAGGAACAGCAGAUGGCGCUGUAUGUGCUGCGACAGGCACCAAUAGCCCCGCUGGAAAAUGGCCACACCAAUGGAGGCGCACCAACGCAGCACGAGACCUACGUUCUCAGCCCCGAAGUGUCGUACUCAUCAAGAACGUUAGGCUGUGUGGCCUUUCUUAAACGACCAACCUCGAUACAGCCCGAUAUACCGAUCAGCAAACAAGUCUCGGUGGUAAACCUACCACUGCCGGGCUCUGCAGGCUCAGUGGACUCCGGUUCCGCCGUAUCGCCCUACGAAAGCUUGCACUCCUUCGUGCGCGGCGCUCUUACGCCAUUCUUCGAGGCAGCAGCAAGAGGCUCAGAGUCAAGAGGCGAUAAGCUACGAUCAGAUGGUGAAGCUCGGACUGGUAUUGCAGGUGCCAGGCGGAAAUUGGCAGAUCUUGAGAUCACCUUUCAGAAUCUACAACAGAACAUCGAGGUCGAAGCUCCGCGGUUACAGAUCCACGAUGCUGUGCAGGUACAGCUGGCGGAAGCGGGUGGUGACUGGCAGCAGGCCGCUCUGCAAAUACCGGAUGCUCUUGUGACGGACAGCUCAAUGCUCAAUCGACUGCAAAGUAUGGCCAACGAGUGGAUCAAGCAGAUUCGCGAGUUCACGAGGAUCAUGGAUGAGCGGCCGGUGGGCACUGCAUCACAGGAGAAGAACUUCUGGUUGGCUUUGGAGCAGGCAAUAGAAGGCAUCGAGGCACAGCUGAGUAGUGGUGGCAUCCAGUUGACUAUGAAGAUCCUCGAGAAGGCAAAGAGACACGGCAUCACUACCAGUUUCACGUCAGACACGAGACUGAAAGAGACCAGGGACCAGGUACAGAAGUACAACCAAUUGUUCCACGGCCUACCGAUCGAGGAGCUGCUGUCAGCAACUUCGGUAGUGAAGUUGCGUGAUGCUCUGGACGAUGUGUUCAGUCACGUCAACAAGAAGCUGCGCAUCUGUCCUUACCCAGUGAAGCGAGCCCUCCCUUUCGUUGAGGCUAUCUCAGCAGAUAUGGACUCGCGCCUUCAUGACCUCCUACAUGGCCGCAGCUUGAUGCACAAGAGCUUUGAGGACUUCCGGGCGACCAUGAUCGAGGUGCAGCAGCUGUGGGUGAUCUGGGACGACGAUAUCAAAGAAUUCACUAACGCAGCUCGAGAGUCCACACGUAGGCGCGCCGACAAGUUCAUUGCCAUCAAGAUCAAGAAGCGACACGACAGGACUCAAGACAGGAUCAGCUACAUCUGGAAGUUCCGUGAGGACCAUGAGCAGCUGCAAAACACAAUCGCGACAGUCCUUGGCCCAGAAGACGAUGCAGAAGAUCUCACGAACGGCGAAGCCGGUCCAGUCAUCGUUGAAGAGAUGGGCGACGUCGAUGCAGCCGAAGAAAUCGCUCAAGCGUACACGGUUGUUCGAGACGUGGACGUACUCGACAUCUCGCCUGAAGGAGAGCGGGUAUGGACACAGGCCGAAGCAGCGUACAAUGAGCGGACUGCGAGAGUGGAGAACUCCAUUAUUGCCCGGUUACGGGACAGACUGGCCCUAGCCAAGACCGCCAACGAGAUGUUCCGCGUGUUCUCGAAGUUCAACGCUCUGUUUGUGCGGCCGAAGAUCCGAGGUGCUAUCACGGAGUAUCAAGUCCAGUUGAUGAACAACGUGCGAGACGACAUUGAGAACUUACAACAGCGCUUCACCCACCAAUAUGGCCAGUCAGAGGCGCAUGGCAUGGCUCAGCUACACGACCUGCCACCUAGGUCGGGUGCCAUCAUAAGAGCUAAGCAGAUCGAGCGUCAGCUCAACAACUACCUCGGAAAGGUCGAGAACAUACUUGGACCGAAGUGGAAGGAGCACACGGAUGGUGCUCGACUGUAUCAGCUUGGCGAGGGCUUCCGGCGAAAACUGGACACCAAACCACUCUUCGAGGACUGGCUCAAAGAGACUGACAGGCGGCAUUUGUCUAUAUCAGGACGACUCUUCACAGUCUCGCAGAACCGCGCCCGUGGCAAUGUACUCGAGAUCCACGUUAACUUCGACAGGCAACUCAUUGUUCUCUUCAAGGAGGUCCGUAACAUGCUGUGGCUAGGCUUCAAUGUGCCUCAUGCUAUCAGCAACGUAUCGAAAGAAGCUCGACGAGUAUAUCCGUUUGUCACCAGCCUCAUCGAGAGCUUGAACACAUAUGAGCAGACCAACAUGAGUAUCGCGAACAUGUCGGAGGUGACGAUCCUGCUGAGUGGGUAUCGAAAUGGUGUGCAAAGCUUCAUUGCCAAGGGCGCUUCGCUUCGGUGGGAUACCUUUGUCCUAGCCUACGACGUCCACGUAAGACAGAUGGGCGAUGGUGGCCUUGGAGCAUCCGGUGACGAUAAGCUACACGUACAAUUUGUGCGAAAUCUGGGCAACUCGAUCGCGACACUUCAGGGCAAGGUCACCAUGUUGUCCACAAUACAGGUGACAGUCGACACAACACUUCGUGAGCUGCAAUCAUGUCCGUUCACCCACGAGGCCUUUAGCGCUCACCUGGAGACUCUGCAACGAGCCAUCGAUCAACUCAAUCUCGAAACAUACUCGAACAUCUCAUACUGGGUGGCCAAGACGAACGAGAAGGUUGUGGAGACCUUACACUCUCGUUUGCGCCAAGCACUGAAGGAUUGGACCGAGGAUUUCGAGAAUGGCUAUGGCGCGGAUGCAUCACAGCGUGAGCAGGGAACGCCGAAUAUCGAGACAUUUGCUCACGACAUCGUCAUGCAAAGUCAACUCAUCCAGCUCGAACCACCGUUGGAAGACGCAAAGGCCGGAUGGCUCGACAACCUGCACGCAUGGCUGGGCGUAGUCUGCAGCCUCAACAGACUGCAAGGGUCUCGCUUCGAAAGCGCCUUGACGAUAGUGGCAUCGCCUGCAGCCAUGACCUACUCUGAACUCCCAGUCAUGUGCAUGGACACCCUAGCCGAGCUUUAUGAGCGCAUCCAGGCCAAGCUCAAUGUAGCGCAGACUUAUGUUGAAGAGUGGCUGCAGUUUCAGUCUCUUUGGGACCUACAGCUUCAGCAGAUCCAAGAUGAUCUGGGUGAAGAGCUUGACCUCUGGUUGCAACUUAUCCUCGAAAUCAGACAGAAGCGAGACACAUUCGACACGUCCGGAAUGCGUCGCUCAUUUGGCCACUUGGUGAUCAACUACGAGCAAGUACAGGCAAAGGUCAACGCAAAGUACGAUCAAUGGCAGCAUGAUCUGCUAGCGCACUUCUCGGCCAUGUUCGCAACUCGUCUCAUCGAUGUUUAUACAGAAUUGCAGCGCGCACGGAAAGAGCUUGAAGGUCAGUCCCUACAAGCAUCGUCAACAUCACAGGCUGUCUCCUUUAUCACAGUCGUGCAGACGGUGAGGAGGCAGACCAAGGUCUGGGAGCCAGAAAUGGAUACCUUCAGGCAAGGUCAGCAGACGCUCUCGCGGCUGAGAUUUCAGUAUCCGAAGGAUUGGCUAUAUGUGGAGCAGGUCGACCAUGAAUGGGCCGCGCUUGUUGAAGUACUGGAAAAGAAGGGCAAGCAGAUCGCUGACCAGACCGAGGGCCUGCGGACCAAGAUCGUUGCUGAGGACGGUGUGGUGUCCCGACGCAUUGCGGAGAUGACAGAGAGGUGGCGAGAGGAGCGACCAGAGUCGGGCUCGAUACCCCCAGCAGAGGCCACCGACACGUUGCAAGGCUUCGAUACAGAACUGUCGCAGCUGCAGGAGCAAUCAGACAUGGUCUCAAAGGCGAAGGAAGCACUUGAGCUACCACCGAGUCCGGACAAUAUGCUUGCAGACCUGCUCGCAGAGGUCCAAGAUUACAAGUCGGUGUGGGCCAACCUGGCGGUGGUGUGGGAGCAGGUCAAUGAUUUGCGUGAUCAACCCUGGAACAGCAUUCAGCCACGAAAGCUCCGUCAGCAGAUUGACAACCUCAUCAAGACUACCAAGGAGAUGCCUAGCCGCAUGCGGUCAUACGCUGCUUUCGAGCACCUGCAAGCAAUGCUUCGCCAGCUCCUCAAGGUCAAUCCACUACUUACUGAGAUGCGCUCAGAUGCUGUUCGGGAGCGUCACUGGGUCAAGAUCUUCAAGAACCUACAGCCCUCCAAGCGAUAUUCCGCUCUUUCUAUGACGCUAGGCGACGUUUGGGAUCUUCAACUGGGCCCUAGCGAAACCAUCAUCCGCGAUGUCAUUGCUCAGGCACAAGGGGAGAUGGCACUAGAGGAAUUCGUGAGAUCGGUCCGAGAGCAUUGGCAGAACUACUCGCUCGAUCUCGUCAACUACCAGAACAAAUGCCGCCUCAUUCGCGGCUGGGACGAUCUGUUCGCAAAGUGCAGUGAAAACCUCAACUCGUUGCAAGCUAUGCGGCACUCUCCUUACUACAAGGAGUUUGAGGAAGAAGCCUCAUCUUGGGAGGACAAGCUCAAUCGCAUACACGUACUAUUCGACGUGUGGAUUGACGUCCAGAGGCAGUGGGUCUACCUCGAAGGAGUCUUCACAGGCAAUGCCGACAUCAAGCAUCUGCUGCCAGUGGAGUCCUCGCGUUUCCAGAACAUCAACAGCGAGUUCACGAACGUGCUCAAGAAGGUCUACCGGUCUCCCCUCGUGCUGGAAGUCCUCAACAUACCCGACGUUCAGAAGUCCCUCGAGCGUCUCGCCGACCUGCUCAACAAGAUUCAGAAGGCAUUGGGAGAGUAUCUCGAAAAAGAACGUGUGGCGUUCCCACGCUUCUACUUCGUAGGUGACGAAGAUCUGCUGGAGAUUAUUGGCAACAGCAACGACACCCUACGUAUAGCCAAGCACCUGCGAAAGAUGUUCGCUGGUAUUUCGGGCUUGGCCAUGGACGACGAGUCCAACAUCACGGGAAUCACGUCUAAGGAAGGUGAAGAACUGGUGCUCAAGUCGCCAAUAUCGCUGAUCGCUACGCCGAAGAUCAAUGACUGGCUACAAGCUCUUGAGAACGGCAUGCGAGAAACACUGUCGGCGCUGCUGGUCGAAGCUGUGGGCGAGUACGACGCGCUUGAAGCCGACGAUCAUGCUGGCUUUGAGAGCUACAUCGAGAAAUAUCCUGCGCAGAUCGUCGUCCUUGCCACGCAAGCAUACUGGACCUCGCAAGUAGGUGCUGCUUUGCAACAAGCUGGUGAAGCACUGCCGAAACUCUUGGAGACACAGGUCAACAAGCUAAGAUUUCUUGCUUCGUCCGUGCUGAAGGAGCUCGAGCCCGUCUAUCGAAAGAAGUGUGAGCAGCUCAUCACCGAGUUCGUACACCAACGAGAUACCAUUGAGAAGCUCGUCAAUGGAGGAGCAGACUCGCCAGGUCACUAUCUGUGGCUUCUGCAGAUGCGCUAUGACUUCGACGCCAGCGCAGCACCACUCGACCGUAUGCAAGUCCGUGUUGCAAACGCCACGCUUGGGUACGGCUUCGAGUAUCUCGGCGUGCCAGAGCGUCUUGUCCGAACACCGCUCACAGAUCGUUGCUUCUUGACACUCAGUCAAGCUCUGUGCCAGCGCCUCGGAGGGUCGCCUUACGGCCCAGCAGGAACUGGAAAGACUGAAUCUGUCAAAGCUCUUGGAGUGCAGCUCGGGCGCUUUACGCUUGUGUUCAAUUGUGACGACACCUUCGACUUUCAGGCCAUGGGUCGUAUCUUCCUGGGUCUGUCCCAGGUUGGUGCUUGGGGCUGCUUCGACGAAUUUAACAGACUCGAGGAGCGCAUCCUGUCAGCAGUGUCGCAGCAGAUUCAAAACAUUCAAGUCGGCCUCCGGAAGCGUGCAUUGGACCCGAGCGCACAGAUCGAGCUUAUUGGCAGACAAUUGAAGGUUCAUCCCCUUACUGGAAUGUUCAUCACCAUGAACCCUGGCUACGCUGGCCGAUCGAACCUACCAGAUAACUUGAAGAAGCUAUUUCGCAGUGUUGCCAUGUCCAAGCCAGACAAGGAGAUUAUUGCCGAAGUCAUGUUGUUCUCACAGGGUUUCUCGGAAGCAAAGACGUUGUCGAGGCAGACUGUACCCUUCUUCGACAGCUGUGGUGCGACUUUGUCGGAGCAGCCGCAUUACGACUUUGGGUUGCGUGCGCUGAAGAGUGUGCUUGUAAGCUCUGGUGGCUUGAAACGAGCGCGGCUACAGACUGUUGGUGAAACAGAAGCAGAUGUAGUCGUUGAGCCCCAGAUCAUCGUGCAGAGCAUCCGAGAGACCAUCGCGCCAAAGCUUGUCCGAGAAGAUGCGGAUCUGAUGAGGCAGGUCGAGGAAGAAGCAUUCCCUGGCGUACAAUACAAGCCAGCGCCGCUUGAGAAGCUCCGUGCCGCGCUACAAGAAGUCGUCGAGGAGCGAAAGCUCGUGGCUACAGAUUCCUGGCUCACGAAAGUGCUUCAACUCUAUCAGAUUCAAAGCUUGCACCAUGGUGUGAUGAUGGUUGGAAACUCGGGCACUGGCAAGUCCACAGCUUGGCAAACACUGCUAGCCGCUCUACAGAAGGUCGAUGGUAUCGAGGGUGUAUGCCACGUCAUUGAUCCGAAGGUCAUGUCCAAAGAGAGCCUUUAUGGCAGUCUCGACAGCACAACUCGGGAAUGGACGGAUGGUUUGUUCACGAGCAUCUUGCGAAAGGUGGUCGAUAACCUUCGUGGCGAAGACAGUAAGCGACACUGGAUCGUUUUUGAUGGUGAUGUCGACCCUGAGUGGGUUGAGAACCUGAACAGUGUACUCGACGACAACAAGCUGCUCACACUGCCCAAUGGAGAGCGUCUCGGACUGCCAUCGAAUGUCCGUGUAAUGUUCGAGGUUGAGACGCUCCGUUAUGCCACCCUUGCAACUGUCAGUCGUUGCGGUAUGGUGUGGUUCAGCGAUGACACCAUUGACACGAAUGUGAUGAUCUCGCGAUACAUUGCACAGCUUCGCACUGCCACUUUUGAGGAUCUGGAAGAAGAUACUGGAACAACCACCUCGACUGAGGCCAGACUUGCAGUCCAAGACUCGAUGGCAGAGAUUUUGAACCGCCGACUGACAGAGAACGAUUUCGUCCGAAAGGCUCUCGAACACUGCGCUGGCAUGAAACACAUCAUGGAGUUCACGUCUAUCCGAGCGAUCGGCACUCUCUUCUCGCUGCUGCGGAAGGCAUGCCGGACAGUGCUCGAGUACAACAUUCAGCACACCGACUUCCCACUUAACGACGACCAGAUCGAGGCAUACUUGUCUAAGAAGGUCCUGCUCGCUGCUGUCUGGUCCUUCACUGGCGACUGCCCACUGCUAGAGCGCAAGGCAUUCGGCGACUACCUUGCGGGACUGGCUACUCUUGAUAUGCCAGUUUUGACGGAGACAUCCUCUCUCAUCGACUACGACGCUGUCCUGCCAGAAGCUGCAUGGGUGUCGUGGCAGAACGAAGUACCCACUAUUGAUGUCAACACACACUCAGUCACACAGACCGAUCUCGUCAUCCCCACACUGGAUACAGUACGCCACGAAGAUGUGCUAUACUCGUUCUUGGCUGAGCACAAGCCGCUCUUACUUUGUGGUCCACCAGGUUCAGGAAAGACAAUGACCUUGUUCAGUGCACUGCGCAAGCUUCCGAACAUGGAAGUCGUUGGCCUCAACUUCUCAAGUGCCACUACGCCUGAUCUGUUGGUGAAGACACUCGAGCAAUACUGCGACUACAAGAAAUCGCUAAGCGGUGUGACGAUGGCUCCGCGACAAAUCGGCCGAUGGCUCGUCGUGUUCUGUGAUGAGAUCAAUUUGCCAGCACCAGACAAGUAUGGCACACAGCGUGUCAUCUCCUUCCUGCGACAGCUUGUAGAGCAUGGCGGCUUCUGGCGUACAUCCACAAGAAGCUGGGUCAGUCUGGAGCGUAUCCAAUUUGUGGGAGCUUGCAACCCUCCUACCGAUGCUGGGCGUACACCUCUUGGUCUGAGAUUCUUGAGGCACGCGCCUUUGGUCAUGGUUGAUUACCCUGGCGAGCUUUCUUUGAAGCAGAUCUACGGCACCUUCAAUAACGCUAUCCUCAAGAUUAUCCCGACGCUUCGCGGAUAUGCCGACUCUUUGACGCAAGCCAUGAUCCAGGUCUACCUCCAGUCGCAGAAGAGAUUUACGCCAGAGAUCCAGCCACAUUACGUAUACUCUCCUCGUGAACUGACGAGAUGGGUCCGUGCCAUCUACGAGGCCAUAAGACCGCUGGAGACACUAUCUCUGGAAGGUCUCGUCCGUAUUUGGGCUCACGAAGCACUUCGCUUGUUCUCGGACCGUCUGAUCGCAGAUGAUGAGCGGCAAUGGACAGAAGACGCCGUCAACCGUGUUGCGCUGGAGUACUUCCCUAACAUCGACGAGGAGCAAGCCCUGCAGCGUCCGAUACUGUUCUCAAAUUGGCUCUCGAAGAACUAUGUGCCUGUUGCCAGAGAUCAAUUACGUGACUUUGUCAAAGCCAGGCUUCGAACGUUCUGUGAGGAAGAGCUGGACGUGCCGCUUAUUCUAUUCAACGAUGUUCUUGAGCACGUAUUACGCAUUGACCGCGUCUUCCGACAGCCACAAGGUCAUCUGAUUUUGAUUGGUGUCAGCGGGAGUGGCAAGACCACACUGUCCCGCUUUGUCGCUUGGAUGAAUGGUCUGUCGGUCUUCCAAAUCAAGGUGCAUGGGAAGUACUCUGCUGAAGACUUUGACGAGGACCUUCGCAAUGUGCUUCGCCGAUGUGGCUGCAAGGGCGAGAAGAUCUGUUUCAUCAUGGACGAGUCGAACGUCUUGGACUCUGGUUUCUUGGAGCGCAUGAACACGCUGUUGGCCAAUGGAGAAGUGCCAGGUCUCUUCGAAGGUGACGAGUAUGCUACUCUCAUGACCGCCUGCAAGGAGGGUGCACAACGACAGGGACUCCUCUUGGACUCUCAAGAAGAACUCUACAAGUGGUUCACUCAGCAGAUCGUCCGCAACUUGCAUGUCGUAUUCACGAUGAAUCCGCCCUCGGAAGGUCUGGGUGGCAAGGCAGCAACGAGUCCCGCACUGUUCAACAGAUGCGUUCUGAACUGGUUCGGAGACUGGUCAGACCAAGCUCUUUACCAGGUCGCCUAUGAGCUCACUCAGUCUGUCGACAUUGACAAGGGUAACUACAAUGCGCCCGAUAGUUUGCCAAUCGCCUUCGAUCAGCUCGAGAUGCCUCUGGAUCACCGUGAUGCUGUCGUAAACUCAAUGGUCCACGUCCAUCACUCGCUGCGAUCCUUCAACGAUCGCCUCAAGCGUCAGCAGAACAAGACAACAUUCUUGACGCCACGCCAGUUUCUAGACUUCGUUGCUCAAUUCGUCAAGCUUUUUAACGAGAAGCGUGAUGACCUUGAGGAACAGCAACGCCACCUCAACGUCGGUCUGGACAAGCUUCGUGAGACUGUUGAUAAGGUCUCCGAGCUCAAGCGCAGUCUUGCGGAGAAGAAGUCUGAGCUCGAGAAGAAGGACGCCGAGGCUAGUGAGAAGUUGCAACGCAUGGUUGCUGACCAACGCGAAGCGGAGCAGAGACGAGCGGCUUCGCUUGAGAUCCAGGAUGCUCUCGCGAAGCAGGAGAAGGAAGUCGCGAAGCGACGAGAGGUCGUGCUGAAUGACCUUGCACAAGCUGAGCCUGCCGUCGAGGAAGCCCAACGAAGUGUCAGUAACAUCAAGCGACAACAUCUGACGGAAGUACGUUCCAUGCAGAACCCUCCUGCUGGUGUCAAGCUCGCUUUAGAAGCUGUUUGCACCCUGCUCGGCCACAAAGCAGUUGACUGGAAGACCAUCGGAAGCAUCAUCCGUCGUGAAGACUUCAUCGCCAGCAUUGUCAAUUACGACAAUGAACGCCAGAUGACUCCUCAGCAUCGCACGAAGAUGCAGGCAGAGUAUCUGUCCAAAGAGGAGUUCACCUUCGAGCGCGUCAAUCGUGCUAGCAAAGCUUGUGGACCGCUGGUGCAGUGGGUUCAAGCACAAGUUCACUACUCUGCCAUCCUGGAUAGAGUUGGGCCACUACGAGAUGAAGUUGAUCAAUUGGAGAACGAAGCUCUGCAGACCAAGGCAGAGGCCAAGGUGAUUGAGAACACUCUGAGUGAGCUCGAGCGCAGCAUCGCCACUUACAAGUCAGAGUAUGCUUCUCUUAUCAGUCAGACAGAAGCCAUCAAGGCCGAGAUGACUAGGGUGCAGUCCAAGGUGGAUCGAAGCAUGCGAUUGCUCAACAGCCUGUCUUCUGAACGCGGAAGAUGGGAAGAGAGCAGCAAGACGUUCCAGGUGCAGAUGGAGACGAUCAUCGGUGAUGUCUUCCUGGCAUCGGCGUUCUUAGCGUAUGCUGGAUUCUAUGAUCAGCAGUAUCGUCGCGCAAUGCUGGAGGACUGGUCCCUUCAGCUAUCGUCUUCCGGCAUUGCUUUCAAGGCGCAGAACGCGCUAUCCGAGUACCUCUCGACAGCAGACGAGCGUCAACAAUGGCACGACAAUGCAUUGCCAGUCGAUGAGCUGUGUACAGAGAAUGCUAUCAUGCUCAAGCGCUAUAAUCGCUACCCGCUCAUCAUCGAUCCUUCUGGCCGAGUCACUGAGUUCUUGCAGAACGAGAGCAAGGAACGCCGCUUGACCGUCACCAGCUUCCUGGACAGCUCUUUCGUGAAGCAGCUGGAAAGCGCACUUCGGUUCGGUAACCCUAUCCUAAUUCAGGACGCUGAGCAUAUCGAUCCAAUCCUCAAUCACGUCUUGAAUAAGGAGUAUCAGAGGACCGGUGGACGCGUACUGAUUCAGCUUGGAAGGCAAGAGAUCGAUUUCUCGCCCGCGUUUAAGCUAUACUUGUCAACAAAGGACCCUUCGGCACCGUUUGCGCCUGACGUCUGCAGUCGCACGACCUUUGUCAACUUUACUGUAACGCAGAGCAGUCUCAAGACCCAGACAUUAAACGAUGUGCUGAAGUCUGAGCGACCGGAUGUGGAUGAGCGGCGAUCAAACUUGGUCAAGAUGCAGGGCGAGUUCACUCAACGCCUGCGACGCCUCGAGCGCAUGUUGCUGCAAGCAUUGAACGAAUCACGCGGCAACAUUCUGGAUGAUGAGAACGUCAUUCAGACCCUGGAGACACUGAAGAAUGAAGCUGCCGAGAUCACUGCCAAAGCAUCGGAGACAGAGGGUGUUAUGAAUGAAGUCAACACCAUCAUGAGCACAUACGACAUCAUCGCGCGGUCGUGCUCUGCCAUCUUUGCGGUUCUGGAGCAGCUGUACCAUGUACACCACUUCUACCAGUUCUCGCUACAGUACUUCGUCGAUAUCUUCGAGGCUGUGCUGCAAUCCGCGCGAGAAGCGAACGUGCGCGACCCCAAGCAGCGCAUUGACUCGAUAGUGAGAUCGUUGUUUGGUAAGACUUACAAUGAGACUUCAGCUUCGUUGCUGCAGAAGGAUAGACUGACCUUCGCGGUGCUGCUUGCCCAAGCCGCGCCAUUCCCAAUGGACAAGACAUACAUCGACACUUUACUCGACGACACUGUGGUUGGCGCCGAUGUCAACCAGAUACCGGAGCAUAAGGAUAAGGCAGUAGCGCUUGCUGCUCGUCGUUCCGGCCUCAAGGAUCUCGUGAACGAUGUCAACACACCAAAUUGGGAGAAAUUCUUGUCAACGGAGCAGGCUGAGCGAUGCGUACCUGGUGUUUCUGAGAUGGCUGGCAAUGAGAAUGACAAGGCGCUCAAAGAGCUCGUGCUCGUCAAGCUCUUCCGUAUGGAUCGUCUCGUACCAGCCACAGAGCGCUUCAUCAAUGCCGUGUUUGGCCAAUCCUUCCUCGAUGUUGCAGAAGAUCUCGGUAGGAUCGCCCAGGACACUACUGCUAGCUCGCCAAUCGCCAUGUGCUCGAGCCCAGGAUUUGAUGCCUCGUACAAGGUCGAUCAGUUAGUCGAGCGUACCCAAGCCAGCUGCACGAGCGUCGCUAUGGGUUCAAACGAAGGUGUCUCCAGCGCAGAUGCUGCACUAGCUGGCGCUGCAGCAAGCGGAUCCUGGGUCCUUAUCAAGAACGUCCAUCUCGCUACAGAAUGGCUUCAGAAUCUCGUCAAGCGCAUCGACUCGCUCAAGCCACACAAAGACUUUCGCCUAUUCCUGUCGAUGGAGACAAGUCCCAAGAUCCCAUCAAGUCUCCUUCGCGCAUCGAGAGUCCUCAUGUAUGAGCAACCUGCUGGUAUCCGUGCCAACAUGCGCGACACUCUCACGUCCCUCCCCGACAAAGCCAUCCAGCAACCGGUCGAGAAAGCACGCGUCCACUUCCUACUGUCUUUCCUGCACGCCGUUGUCCAAGAACGACUUCGCUACGCUCCACGCCUGGGCUGGCAGGGUUUCUGGGAAUUCAACGACGCAGACUUCGACUGCUCCGCGUUCAUCAUCCAAUGGUGGACCGACAAUAUCGCCCGUGGCCGGUCCAAUGUCGCGCCCAAGACAAUUCCCUGGGACAUCCUCCGCGUCCUGAUUGCGGAAAUGUAUGGCGGCAAAGUCGACGAUGUCUCAGACUUCAGCCAACUCAAAGACCUCGUGAACAAGACUAUGACGGCGGACGCUUUCGAGGACGGCUUCAAUCUCAUCGGGCAAAUUGCUGGUGAUGAGAAGGUUGGGGAGCCUUUGCCGAGCGGCACUGCGAAGGGUGUGUUCUUGCAGUGGGUCAAGGAUUUACCGGAGAGGGAGCCACCUACGUACUUGGGGCUGCCGGCUAAUGCGGAGAAGUUGUUGCUUGUGGCGCAUGCGGAGGAGAUGCUGAGGAAUUUGAAGACGGUUAUGGGGGUCUUGGACGAGGGCGAGAGUGUUAUGGCGGAGGCGAGGGAGGAGUAA